Culicoides brevitarsis is the source of this 1281-nucleotide messenger RNA. RefSeq names its product senecionine N-oxygenase-like. The record is from RefSeq and is a predicted model, not a curated record. Bases 1 to 1281 code for a protein of 426 amino acids. Lineage: Eukaryota; Metazoa; Arthropoda; Insecta; Diptera; Ceratopogonidae. The transcript has a single exon. Gene Ontology annotation, molecular function: flavin adenine dinucleotide binding; N,N-dimethylaniline monooxygenase activity; NADP binding.
AUGAAGGUCGCGGUCAUUGGCGCAGGAAUUUCUGGUCUUGCAGCUGCCAAAUACUGCAAAAAAGCAAAUUUUUCGGUGGAUUGUUUUGAACAAACCAACAAAAUUGGCGGAACUUGGGUUUAUAAUGAAAACACAGAAACAGACAAACACGGAUUACCAAUUCACUCGGCCAUGUACAAAAAUUUGACGAUCAACAAGCCACAAUUGAACAUGAUGUAUCACGAUUAUCCUUUAGUUGAUCCCGGAAAAUCAUAUGUUACAGCGGAUAAAAUUCUGGAAUAUCUUGAAAAUUACGUCGAUCACUUUGGAUUUCGAGAUUGCAUUAAAUUUGAGCAUCUAGUGAUGAAUGUCGAGCCAUUUGAGGACCAGAAAUGGCGAAUUUCAUACAAGAAUUUGUCGAAAAAUGAACAAAAAAGUGAAAUUUACGACGCAGUCUUUGUCUGCAAUGGAAAAUAUUUUAAUCCGCUGAUCCCAAAAAUUAAAGGAAUCGAAAAUUUCAAAGGAAAAAUCAUGCACAGCCAUAAAUAUCGCAUGCCAGAACCUUUUACAGGGCAAAAAAUAUUGACAAUCGGGGCGGGACCCUCUGGAAUUGACAUCACAAGAGAUUUAAGUGCAGUUGCAGCUUUUGUCGGCUUCAGUCAUCAUGGCUCGAUUUAUCUUGCAACCGGAAAAGAUGAUUUUGAUGCUAAUGUCAUGCAAUUUCCUGAUGUUGAACAAGUUUUAGAAGAUGGAAAAGUUCGUUUUCUCAACGGGGAUGUUCAUGAAUUUGAUGCCAUGAUUUUUUGCACUGGUUAUAAUGUUUCCUUUCCUUUUUUGUCGCCCAAAUGUGACAUAAAAGUCGAUGACAAUCACAUAACGGAACUUUAUUUGCAUAUGAUUAACAUCAACCAUCCAACAAUGUUCAUCAUUGGAGUCAAUUUUGCAACGUUAAUUGUUCCUUUGAUCGAUUUGCAGAUUAGAUUUUGCUUGAAAACGCUUACAGGAGCUCUAAAAUUGCCAUCCACGGAGGAGAUGGGUCACGCCAUGAACGAAGAUAUUGAAGAACGUCGAGCUUUGGGCUACAAAAAACGAAAAAUGCAUGAAUUGGGAGCGAAAUUUAUGAGACCUUACAUGAACGAGCUGGUAACUAAAGCGAAUAUUGCUCCUAUUCGUCCCGUGAUCUUCGAAAUUUAUUACCGCAGACAACAUUUGAUGCAGCAUGACUUGAGAAAUUACAAAAAAUACGAUUACCUGAUCAUAGAUGAUAAUAAUUUCAUCGAAACUCGCCAAAAAGAUUAUUAA